AUGCCCAAAGAGAACAGGCAGCGCGGUCGACUACAGAACAAGAAAAGAAAGAGAGACGAGUACGAGAAGGGCAAGAUCGACAUUACGAGGCAUCACUCGGCACAUCCACUUCCCACCACUGACGCGGGAGACGGUGAGGCCGAGAUCGAGAUCCAGGUCCAGGGCGAGGCCGGAGAUGAAUUCAUCAGCUUCGGCCAGCCGACCACUCCAGCUCGGAGCGCUGUCGAUGACCGACCUUUCUAUGGCCUGCUCGAUGAGCAAGAACAGGCGUACUACACCGAUGUGAAUGCGAAGCUCGAGGCGAACGAUUUUGGUUCACCCGAAGACAAGGCGAUUUUCCUUGAUGCGGUAUAUCGUGAGUCCCAGGGUAAGGAACUCAAGAUUGCCAGCAGUCAAUCGUGCUCUAGGUAUCUGGAGAAAUGGAUCCGGAUCUCCAGUGCGGAACAGGUGAGGAGAUGGUUUGGGAAAUUCGUCGGUCACUUUCUGCAGCUGGUACAGCAUCGAUUUGCAAGUCAUUGCUGCGAGGCACUGUUCUUGAAGGCUGCCCAAUUCGUGGCGGAAGACAAAGCGGAAUGGGAGCAGGAUGGCGGCACACUUUCUCUCGAGCAGCUCUUUCUGGCGGUCGUAGAGGAGCUGCAACCAAAUCUGGGCUAUUUGUUGACGGAGCGAUUUGCUUCUCAUGUUGUGCGGGUUCUUCUGCUGGUGCUGUCAGGAGAGCCCUUGAACGAUAUAUCCACCGUCUCCGUUCUCGCAAGUCGAAAGAAGGAGAAGAUCGAGGCCUACUCAAAUGGCGAGGAGAGUAAUCCAGUGGCAUCGAGAAAGGUGCCGCCAUCAUUCCAUGAGGCGCUCAGCAGAUUGAUAUCGAGCUCUGUCGCUACUCUCGACACAACUUACAUCCGAGCACUAGCGACACACCCUACUGGCAACCCCACGCUCCAACUACUCCUUCGGCUAGAACUUGUGUCAGGUGGAAAAUCCAGGGCAAAACAUGCUGAUUCCGUCUUGCACAGACUUCUUCCGGACGAGUCGCUAGAGGAAGACAGCGAGAGCGCCAAAUUCGUCCAAGGUUUGAUGUACGAUCCUACCGGAAGCAGGCUGCUCGAGACAAUCAUUCAGAAUGCUCCUGGAAAAAUGUUCAAAAGGCUGUAUGGCAAUCUACUGAAGCAGCGGAUUGGUGCCAUGGCAAAGAAUGACAUUGCAAGCUAUGUGGCUAUUCGAGUCCUGGAGAGACUCAGCAAAGAGGAUCUACAAAGUGCAAGAGAUGAGAUUCUCUCGGAAAUGUCGACUUUGGUAUUUCGCAACAGAAUAGGCAUCAUUAAGGUUCUUGUGGAACGAUGCAAGAUUCGACAUGUGGAUAUUGGGCCUGUUGUGGCAGCUCUACAAGCGGCUUACGGCGACAAUUCUGGGGAUUUGCUACUAAGAAUGCUAAAAUUGUUGCCCACCGGCGAGAUAGCAGAACAACCUGAUACUCGGCAGAAGCAGCCAGAGGACGGAAAUGUGGAGAAAACAGCCGAUAUUCACGGCUCACUUCUAGCUCAAACUCUGCUCCAAAGCCCAACUGCAUUCCCCCUCAUCCACCAAGGCCUUCAAUCCCUUUCCAGCGACGUCCUCCUCCGUCUCGCAAAGGACCCCUCUGCAUCCCGAGUCCUUCAACAAUCCCUCACCUCUCCCUGCUCCAAUCCCCAGUCCAACCGCAAACUCAUCCUCAGGUUCUACGGCCACAUGGCUGACCUAGCUAUGGAUAUCAGUGGUUCCCACCUCGCCGACGUGUUGUGGUGUGCAACGAAUGGCUCGCAUUUCAUGAAAGAGCGGCUUGCUGAAGAGUUACGGGCUGCUGAGGGUCAACUUCGGGAGUCGAGGUAUGGAAGGACAGUGUGGAGGAAUUGGCAUAUGGAUGUUUACCUGAGGAGGCCUGGAGAGUGGCAGGCGAUGGCGAAGGAAAGCGUGGCAGAGCAGGCGAACGGCGAAGAAGAUGGGACGAGUAAGAAGAGUAGAUUGGAGCUGGCGAGGGAGCGGUUUGCGGAAAAGAAAGGGAGAAGGCAACGACUUGGUGGGAGGACGGAUGUGGUGCCUGCUAACGCCUGA
Molecule: messenger RNA, 2085 nt
Organism: Endocarpon pusillum Z07020
Lineage: Eukaryota; Fungi; Ascomycota; Eurotiomycetes; Verrucariales; Verrucariaceae
Exons: 1
Coding region: 1-2085 (694 amino acids)
Biological process (GO): ribosomal small subunit export from nucleus; endonucleolytic cleavage to generate mature 5'-end of SSU-rRNA from (SSU-rRNA, 5.8S rRNA, LSU-rRNA); endonucleolytic cleavage in 5'-ETS of tricistronic rRNA transcript (SSU-rRNA, 5.8S rRNA, LSU-rRNA)
Cellular component (GO): nucleolus; 90S preribosome; preribosome, small subunit precursor
Molecular function (GO): RNA binding
Source: RefSeq, a predicted model, not a curated record